Molecule: messenger RNA, 333 nt
Organism: Paramecium tetraurelia
Lineage: Eukaryota; Ciliophora; Oligohymenophorea; Peniculida; Parameciidae
Exons: 2
Source: RefSeq, a predicted model, not a curated record
AUGUCAAAUUUGUAAUUAUAAACUGAAGAAAAUUGUGAUAUAAGUUUAUCAUAAAUUGAAAAUAUGUUGGACUAAAGUGAAAUCGAGCCUUAGACUAAAUGUAAGAAUAUUGAAACUAAAUAUUGCAUCAAUAGUACUGUGAUAAGCAUAAGCAAUUAAAUUAAAUUAUUAGGUGAUGAUUUUAGUGAAUUCAAUGUACCAAGUCAUUAUCUACCUCCAAAUAUCCAAGUAGGAAAUGUCUUUUAAAUAACCUUCCAAAGAAAUAGAGCAGAAGAAAACAAAUUAAAACAUUAGAUCGAAUAGAUCUAAAAGAGUGCUCUGAAUGAUUAAUGA